CAUGUCUUAUUUUCCGACUAAAUUCUGUAUCCAGCUCAUCAUAAAAGCUGAGGAACAGUGUCUGCUUAUUUUCUUCCCUGAAGAAAGCGUUGUCAGAGGUUGUCCUGGUUAAAGGCUUUAUUCUGAGGAGGUCCUACCCAAACUGAAUAAUGGCAGCAAAGAGAACUCAGAGGACACAAUUCUGACAGAAAAGGUUGUUCUAGCUGAAGAUCUUCUGCUGGACUGUAUUAUGGCAACAAAGGGGGCACAGGCAGCGGGGGACAGCACUGACAGUGAUGACAGCAUGGAAGGACAUCCAAACUUCUCUGCUGAGGAGAGAGCACUCCCUGAUGAUCUCCUGAAGAACAGCAAUGAGUUCAUAAGACUUUAUGAAGAACAUCAGCCUGAACUCCAACAGAUUAUCGAGGAUCUGGAAAAGAGCUCAUAUAAGCUUUUACAUAAAUACGACGAAGCAACCAGACAGAGUAGAGCAGGGGGGAUCACUUCAGCAGCAGGAACUGGAGUUGGACUUGGGCUUGGUUUUUUACUGGCUCCCUUCACUCUUGGUGGUUCCUUGCUUGUUGGAGCAGCUGUGGCAGGGGCAGCUACUACUUCUGGUGCAAUAUGCAGCCACAAAGCUAACAGAAACAAAAAAGAGGAAGAGGAGAAGGCACUUGAAGAUGUGAAGAAGGCUCUGCAGACGUUCAACACAACAGCUAAAACAGUCACCAAACACUUACACAAUAUCUGUAACCAAGUUGAAAAGAUACUGCAGUACCAAAAAGAUGAACAGUCUAGAUUGUUAAAAUCUGAGGUAAAAGAAAUCAGAAAGCAUGCCGAUGAUUUGUCAGAGCUUGCAAAACUGUUUACGUCAGAGGACCUACAGAGACUGUUAGAGCAGGGAACAAUAACUAUAGAUGGAACAGAAAACAUCAACCCAUUUAUUACAUUUCUGUUAACUUACUUUGGUUUUCUCUCUGUUUUUGAAGAUAACAGAACACUCAGAGAUUUUGAAAAACUGAGAAUAAGGAGGUUUGGAGUGCAGGAGUAUGAACUGGAAUCAAAAGCAGGACGGUUCAUUUUGAAGAUGAGAGAAACAAUUGAUCAAUUGCAGAACACCUUAAAUGAAAUGAACACUUCAAAAACAGAGGUAGAGAACGUGAUUGUACUCAACCUGAAGAAGUACAUUAGAGGGAGAAACACAUAAAAGAGCACAAAAUGAUUGAAAAGAACGUAGAUAUGCAGUUUGUAAUUAUAAGAAAAUGGAAGUGCUGCAGAAAUCCAUCUGUAGAAAUAGCUUGAAAACGGGCCUUUAACUUUACACCUUAGCUCAAUGUAGCUCUGCUUAGCUUUCAGUGUGCAUUUCAAAGGCAUUUUCUUAAUUACUGACAUUUAUGAAUAACAGCUCCAUUAAUAUGCAUUUUAUAUUUGUAGUGAACACUGGCUGAAACUUUACCCCCAGGCUGAGUGUUUCUAACGUAUCAGCAACCCAAAGUUAAGGGCCUUUUGGCUCCAGCGAGUCUGGAGUUGAAAGCGUAAAUCUGUCACUUAAAAUUUAUGACUGAAUCAAGAACCAGCACCCCUCUCCCUCGACCCAGGGGGCAACACCUCCCUGGAAUAUUGGCCACAUGGCCCUCCAAAGUCCUGUGGACAACUUUAUCUUUAAGUAACAGAAAGUACAUUUCUAAGGUAUAUGUCCACUCCAAACUGCAACUAUUCGUUAGAACUCUUUUUAACUAAACUAGACAUACCAAGAACAGAACUCAUACAGCAAAAUUUCAACUUUCUAAAUUCCCUAGCGAUUUAGAAAACACACAAUAAAGAGCUCUGUACCAUAGUAUAAACUUGAAAUCUGUAUCAGUCCAGCGGUGUUGGACGGACGCCAAAAGACUCUGAAGGUGUGCGCGCAUGUUUUCAGUUCUAGAUGCGCGUGCACCUGUCCAACGCGCCGUUGCUAGGAAACACGUGCACAAACACAGCAGGAACACUGACGAGACGCAAGCAGCUUCAGAGCUGGCUAAUUAGAUUUGAAACACCAUGUAAAUAUUUUAGAAGCCCUAUAAUAAAUAACAGUAGUGGAAAUAAAGCGAAAUGCAGAGUUUAUCAGCACAGAAAUUGAGAUUUACUAGAAGAAUAAAACAAACUUUGAAGGAGCGUCUAUUUUUACUGUUUUUCCACAGUGGAUUACUCACAGAUGCUUCAUCGGACCGCGAUGGCGCCGCUGUUUUUAGAAGUGGGAGACUCCGCAGUUUCUAAGGAUGUGCGUAGUGAACUGCUGCGGUAAAGCAUUCCUGAGUUAUAAAGCUGAGAAGACAAGGUGUGAUUUAUGACGCAAAAUCCGUCAUGAGGGUUGAUAGGGUUAAACUAGCUGAAACAGAGGAGGCAGUGAUUCUGUGGAAGACAUUCCUAAAAUUAUGCACAACCAAUCAGAGUUGGAAACAAUGAGUAGCUAGUAACCUUAGGUGAGGAGAACCCAGAUCAGCACUCUGGCUCCACCUCCAAAGGGUAGGGCCUCCAGCCGAGCAAAACCAGAGUGCACCGCAAAUUUCGGUGGUUCAGUUCAGAUUCCUGCGUUCGCAACAAAAGGGUAGCUAAGUUUCUAAGUUUGUGCCAGCCUUGGUCAGGAAGACAGGUCAGAAGUAUUA
Colossoma macropomum (tambaqui) is the source of this 2624-nucleotide messenger RNA. RefSeq lists its product as uncharacterized. NCBI's taxonomy places the organism in Eukaryota, Metazoa, Chordata, Actinopteri, Characiformes, Serrasalmidae. Gene Ontology annotation, cellular component: extracellular region; membrane. Gene Ontology annotation, molecular function: lipid binding. Gene Ontology annotation, biological process: lipoprotein metabolic process; lipid transport. The record is from RefSeq and is a predicted model, not a curated record. The coding region runs from base 230 to 1186 and encodes 318 amino acids. The transcript is spliced from 3 exons.